AUGCAGCUUCACCAUCUUCCUUUCUUGGCAGCCUUGGCUGGUUGGUCGAUCCAGCCAGCUUUGGGUGUGCCGCAUUCUCCAAGGGAUCAAGAACAGGCACAGUGCAAGAAAACCACUGUGGCGAUUCUGGGUGGUGGAAUUGCCGGUAUUUCGGCUGCUCAAGCUUUAACCAAUGCCUCGGUUCACGACUUUGCGAUUAUCGAGUAUCGUGACACCAUCGGUGGUCGUGCAUGGCACAACCCCUUUGGCAAAGGCCCGGAUGGGAAGCCAUAUACUAUCGAGAUGGGUGCAAACUGGGUUCAAGGACUUGGGAACCCCGGUGGCCCGCAAAAUCCUAUCUGGACUCUGGCCCAGAAAUAUAACCUCAAGACUCACUACUCAAACUAUGAUAAUAUCUCGACCUACAAUGAGCAUGGUUACUCUGAUUACAGCAAGCUUCUCGAUGACUAUGAUAAUGCAUAUGAGAUCGCCAAUCAAAAGGCAGGAGAAAUCCUGACUCAAAACCUGCAAGAUCAAACUGCCCAGUCCGGUAUGGCUUUGGCUGGUUGGAACCCCAAGAAGCAUGAUAUGGAGGCCCAGGCUGUCGACUGGUGGAAAUGGGAUUUCGAGGACAACUUCACCCCAUUGGAAAGCUCUCUGGUCUACGGCUGCGCAGGAGACAAUCUCACCUCUAACGUCUUCAGCGACCACGACAACUUUGUCACUGAUCAACGUGGUUUCAACACGAUCAUCAAGGGAAUGGCCUCCGAUUUCCUGAAAGGAGACAACGACCCCCGCCUUCACCUGAAUACCGAAAUCACCGAUAUCGAAUACCACAAGGACGGCGUCACCAUCCACAACAAGGAUGGCAGCUGCAUCACAGCCGCAUACGCAAUCUGCACCUUCUCCCUGGGAGUCUUGCAAAGCGACGCCGUAAAGUUCACCCCGUCCCUACCGGAGUGGAAGCAAACCGCGAUCCAGAAAUUCACUAUGGGAACCUACACCAAGAUAUUCAUGCAGUUCAACGAGACCUUCUGGCCCACGGACACCCAAUACUUCCUCUACGCAGACCCGGUCAUGCGCGGCUGGUACCCGGUCUUCCAAUCGCUCUCGAUGCCCGAGUUCCUACCAGGAUCAAACAUCCUCUUCGUAACCGUCACCAACGAACUAGCCUGGCGCGCAGAACGACAAUCCAACGAACAAACCCAAAGCGAAAUAAUGGCCGUUCUCCGCAAAAUGUGGCCCGAAAAGACCAUCCCCGAACCAACCUCCUUCCUCUACCCACGCUGGAGUCAAGAGCCCUGGUCCCGCGGUAGUUACUCGAACUGGCCCCCGUCGACAACGCUGGAAAUGCACCAGAACCUGCGCGCCAAUGCGGAUCGUCUCUGGUUUGCGGGUGAAGCUACCAGUCCCACUUACUUUGGCUUUUUGCAUGGUGCUUGGUUUGAGGGCCGGGAUGCGGGGAGGAAUAUUGCGGCUGUUAUGAAGGGUCAUUGUGUUCAUCCUGAGUCGAAGAAGUUGAAGGAGUGUGGUCAGCGUCGCCAUUAUGAGACGCUUCAUGGUACUUCGCCUUUGGCGGAUUAUAGUGCUGUUAAUGGGUGGACGGCGAAUAGCUUUUAUGAUAGCAAUACUGAUUAG
Messenger RNA from Penicillium cosmopolitanum, 1617 nucleotides. RefSeq lists its product as uncharacterized. Gene Ontology annotation, molecular function: oxidoreductase activity. The record is from RefSeq and is a predicted model, not a curated record. NCBI's taxonomy places the organism in Eukaryota, Fungi, Ascomycota, Eurotiomycetes, Eurotiales, Aspergillaceae. The transcript has 6 exons. The coding region runs from base 1 to 1617 and encodes 538 amino acids.